CCCGCUGUCGAGCUUGGUGACUUGGUGCCCGCUGUCGUGCCUGAUGCCUCGGUGCCUGCUGCCUCACCUGAUGGCCCGGUGCCUGCUGCCCGCCUGAUGGUCUGGUGCCUGCUGCCUCGCCUGAUGUGCCUCCGCCUGCUGCCUAGCCUGAUGUGCCUGCUGCUGCCCAGCCUGAUGUGCCUCCGCCUGCUGCCAAGCCUGAUGUUCCUCCGCCUGCUGCCCAGCCUGAUGUGCCUCCGCCUGCUGCCCAGCCUGAUGUGCCUCUGUCCGCUGCCCAGCCUGACAUGCCUCUGUCCCGCUGCCCAGCCUGACGUGCCUCUGUCCGCUGCCCAGCCUGAUGUGCCUCCACCCGCUGCCCAGCCUGACGUGCCUCCACCCGCUGCCCAGCCUAAUGUGCCUCCGCCCGCUGCCCAGCCAGAU
Molecule: messenger RNA, 420 nt
Organism: Staurois parvus
Lineage: Eukaryota; Metazoa; Chordata; Amphibia; Anura; Ranidae
Source: the annotation of a GenBank genome assembly